GAUUAAAAAUGAUUAUAUUUUUUUUAAAUACGUUCUGAAGUUUCACAUUCCGGUUCCUCAAAAGAAAGACUCUGGUUGAAAAGUUUUGCUUUUGAAAAAUGAGCAACAUUUUGCUGUAAAUACAUCCGCAAAAAGCAAACCCCGCCUCUGCUGGGCGAGAGGUGAAAACAGUGGUUGCUCCAGGGGGACUUGUCACAUGAUGGGAAUCAUAUGAUAUAUUCGGUGCAACGACGGGCUUUUUUAACAUGUGCUGUCAGCGCGUCCACAGAAUAAUUAAAAAAAAGAAGUGUGUCAAGUAUUCAGUAUCCCGACCCAGAGCGGGAGAGAGGGCUUGUAAUUCACUCGUUGAAACUGACACCGGACAACGGGGCAGCAGCAGCUUUAAACAAGUAACAUUAUGAAACUGCCCGAGCAAAGAUGUUACUUGCUUCCUAUCGUCAUCUCAGCAGUCGGUCUGACACUUGGCCAGAUGAGCACAGGGACAGUUACUCCUUCACUUCCACUUGGUCCAUCUCUGACCACCUUGGCUCAGAUAGAUAACCGUAGCAUCAACGCCUCAGCGGGAAGUGGUACUACAACCAGUCCUCCUGUGACAACUGUUCUAUUGCCUUCAAACUGCACGGGCUUCAACACCUCAUCCUGUAGCCUCUGUUUGCCAGGGCACUUUACCAAUAAUGCAUCCUUGAAUUGUUCUUGCUGUGCUGAUGGCUCCUGCUUUGCUCUGGAGGAUUGUCUGAUGUGCCCCCAGGGUUACUACCAGUCCCUGACUGGACACAUGACAUGCGUGCCUUGUUCAAAAGGUACCUACACAAAUUCCACAGGGAGCACGGAAUGUCACUCCUGCAACUCUGGGCUUUAUGCCAAUGAAACCGGUUCAAUAGCGUGCCAGGACUGUCUACCAGGUUACUUCUCGAAUGUGAAUGCAAGUAUCUGUGCGUCUUGUGCCCAAGGAUUGUUUUGUAACACAACACGAUGCAGUGAGUGUACCAUCUGCCCUGGAGGGGAGGAAGCUCUGUCCACAGCUGCUACAGAGUGCACCAGCUGCCAGUCAGGAAUGUGCAAACCACCAAAGGAUGUUCUCUGCAGAAUGUGUCAGAAUGGAUAUUACCAGAUAGAGCCGGGACAGGAGAGCUGUAACCUGUGUCCUGAGCAGCAUUACUGCCCCAGUCCUGAUGUGAUUCCAGUCCGUUGUCCAAGUGAUGCGUUCUGUCCGCCUGGCAGCACUGCCCCUCGGUACUGCAUGGAAACGUUCUUCCUCAAAUCUGGAGACCACUGUGUGCUCACCCCACUGACUAUAUUCCUGCUUGUCAUCAUUGCCAUCCUCAUUUUGCUGCUGAUCAUCAUCUUCAUCAUACGCCGUAAAAAGGAGAACAUGCCAAGGGACCCGGUCCGAUCUCCGCUACUGAGCAAAGAACAAACCCCCGGCCAAGAGACUCGCAUGUCUUAUGGGAUCUCCUGGGACUCGGAACCAUUGUACGCAGGGUGGUAACUGUGGCUUCCUCGUUCCACACCAGGGAUCUGGGAGUCUGGCUCACAACAAGAGUAUUUUGCACAAUUAUAAACAA
Amblyraja radiata (thorny skate) is the source of this 1565-nucleotide messenger RNA. RefSeq names its product multiple epidermal growth factor-like domains protein 6. The record is from RefSeq and is a predicted model, not a curated record. NCBI's taxonomy places the organism in Eukaryota, Metazoa, Chordata, Chondrichthyes, Rajiformes, Rajidae. The transcript has 9 exons. The coding region runs from base 398 to 1489 and encodes 363 amino acids. Gene Ontology annotation, molecular function: protein binding.